AUGUCUCAACCUGGCAGCUCAACAGCGGCUCCCGUCUCCGAAAAUCUGUCGGCUGACGGAACAGCUUCCAUCACCUGGUCGCCGGUCGGUCUGUUGGCGUGUCUGUCCGCCAGCAGCCUUUUAUCCGGGUGCUGCUCAGUCACCCCGUCCCCCUUCUUCACGCACGAGGCACACCGACGCGGUCUGACCAACUCGGCUUCCAGCGCCGUCUUCAGCUCCUUCGCGGCCGCUCAGAUGUUGUCGUUUCCCGCAGCCGGCUGGCUGGCACCGAGACUCGGUGUGACGAGGCUAUUCACCCUCGGUCUGCUGCUGUCUGGAGUUACCACGGUGCUGUUUGGUCUGCUCACUUACGUCGAAUAUCCAUCUACGUUCCUAGCCUGGUGUGUGACAGUGCGCGUCGCCGAGGCCGUCGGAACCUCCGCCAGUCUGACGGCAUCUCGAACCAUCAUUAUCAACCAGUUUCCGCGUCGUAUGAACUCGGCCAUCAGCCUGGUGGAAGGGAUGUAUGGAGGAGGUCUGUGUCUGGGACCGGCGCUCGGUGGCGCCAUGUACUCCGCCGGAGGGUACGGGGCGCCGUUCUACACUCUUGGUGCACUGAUUUUGAUCACCGCCGCCGUAAGUCUGCUCCUGAUGCCGUCAGUGACGGAUCGACCGGACGAGAAGGAAACAUGUGCCAAUACAAAGGAAGGGUGCGUCAAGACAAGUGAAGAAUACGCCAAGACGAAGGAAAGUUGCGCCAAGACGGAGAAAGGGAGCGCCAAAAUUAGAGAAGAUGACGCCAAGACAAAAGAACAGUGCGCCAAGCUGAAGGAAGGUUACGUCAAGAAGACCGAAGACGAGCUGGAAAGAAGCGAUGGAAAUCAAGAGUACCGCGCGAUGCUACGUCUCGUGCUCUCAUCAGCAGACAACUGGCUGAUUUGUGUCACUCUCUUCGUCACCGCUCUCAACUGGACGUCUAUGGACCCCAACAUUGAACCGUACGUUCACGGAGCCCUUGGCAUUCAGCCGGCCGAACUGAGCCUCUUCUUCUUGGGCUCUUUCGCCGGUUAUGCGCUCUCCAGCCCGGUAUGGGGACGGCUUUCAGACACUGUCGAUAACACGUUUCUCUUCCUGGCCGCCUGUCUGGCGCCUACCGCUCUUGGCGUGCUGCUGAUUCCUCCGUCACCGAUAUUCGGUCUCCAGCCGUCGCGGCUGCUACUCGGUGUGGGGAUGACGCUGCGCGAGGUGUUCCAAGUCGGCGCCUACAUGCCUCUCUUACCGCUGAUGGUGCGUCUGUCCGUCGUCCGCGGGCUGCAGAGCACCGUGCGCGGCCAGGCGCUGGUGUCGUCAAUCUGCGGGGCGGCCUACUCGAUGGGUAACGUGCUCGGACCGGUGGGCGGUGGACUGGUUACAGACCUCUGGGGUUACCCAGUGCUGGCCACCGGGCUCGGAGGUGUCACCGCCGUCCUCUGUGUCGCCAUGGCGGUACGAGGGGUGGUGUACUGCGCCACCAGGCAGGCGCCGGCGUAUGAUAUGCUGUGA
Amphibalanus amphitrite is the source of this 1521-nucleotide messenger RNA. RefSeq lists its product as uncharacterized. The transcript has a single exon. Gene Ontology annotation, molecular function: transmembrane transporter activity. Lineage: Eukaryota; Metazoa; Arthropoda; Thecostraca; Balanomorpha; Balanidae. The record is from RefSeq and is a predicted model, not a curated record. Gene Ontology annotation, biological process: transmembrane transport. The coding region runs from base 1 to 1521 and encodes 506 amino acids.